Molecule: messenger RNA, 4647 nt
Organism: Phycodurus eques (leafy seadragon)
Lineage: Eukaryota; Metazoa; Chordata; Actinopteri; Syngnathiformes; Syngnathidae
Product: zinc finger protein 155
Exons: 8
Coding region: 854-2578 (574 amino acids)
Biological process (GO): negative regulation of transcription by RNA polymerase II
Molecular function (GO): DNA-binding transcription repressor activity, RNA polymerase II-specific
Source: RefSeq, a predicted model, not a curated record
GCAAGUUUAAGAUGAGGAGUUUUGCAUUUACUUUACAAAGUGAAACGUUCGAGUGUAGCGUUUCUUCCACCCGCUAGAGGACAGCAGUACUUCCGGUAACAGUGGCGUCAAGUGAACUUCACGCACACACAAAACAAGCUUGUGUUGUAUUGUUUGUACGCGUCAGAUUCCUCCUGUGUUGAAAUCAUUAUUUCACGCAAUAUGACGGCCUUCUGCUUCCAGACACAGCUCGUGUCCAUCAUGGACGCGUUGUCCAAAGCGGCCGUGACUGAAAUCGGAAAACUGGUGGAGAUCGAGUCGAAGAUGCUGAAAAUCGAGAUCACCCGCGGGCGGAACGAAAUCGCGUCGCUCACGGAGAAACUGCAUCUGAUGGAGACGCUGCUGCACAUGGCUCAGCGGGGCAGGCAGCAGGACGCCAGGGAAGCCUUGGACAGCGCCGCGAAAAGUGAGUUUACAUGGGAGAACAUCAGAUCCCCGCCCGAGACGAGCACUUCGCUCCAAGAUGAGCAGCAUCCUGCAACUGAGACGCCUCAGUUGGCAACAGAGCAUCCUCAACUGGUGGUAGUAAAGGAGGAGCCAACAGAGGUGGACAACAGAGAGAACGGAACGAGAAAGAGCAAGUGAAAACAACACCCAGAAGAGUCCAGAUGUGAGCCAGCGCCACAAACCGGCGUCGGAACGCCACCUUCCCGUCUUCCUCGACUGCAUCGUGAGCCUGAACGCGACCUCGUGCCUCACCUCGCCCCAAAGGAGGGACACGCAGCGGAACCCCCAGCUAGCACCCGCAAACCACGAGGCCGGCAAAAGCCCGUCCCCGGGCGCUCCCCCCCAAAGCUCGCUCCGGAGCGCCAAGAUGCACCACCUGAGGACCGCCGCCUCGGCCAAGAGGUUCGGCUGCUCGCAGUGCGGCAAAAGCUUCCGCUGCUACAGCCAGCUGGAAAUCCACCAGAGGAGCCACACGGGGGAGAAGCCUUUCCGGUGCACGCUGUGCGGGAAGCGCUACGCUCAGAAGGGCCACCUAUACACGCACCAGCGCACGCACACCGGCGAGAAGCCGUACCGAUGUCCCGUUUGCGGCAAGGGCUUCAUCCAGAAGUGCACCCUGGACAUGCACCAGCGCACGCACACGGGAGAAAAGCCUUUUGUGUGCGUCCAGUGCGGCAAGGGCUUCACAAAGAACUGCAAUCUAAAAAAGCACCUCUUGGUUCACCUCGAGUCCGAUUUGCAACUCUACGGUAGUAAUGCAACGCUGAGCGGAAUGUUCCAGAACGAAACCUCACCUAACACUGUGGCCGGUCUCGUGCCUUGCUCCGACACAGUUUGCUCGCGGAUCUGGUUUUGUCCAUUACAUGCCGGACGCGGCGAGGCCGAACCGUCGAAUUAUUUCCGCGUCGAGAUGAUGUGCGACACCACCAACAGAAGCUUCCGCAUGCAGCUGGCGGCCAUCCUGGAGAAGCUCACCAAGACCGCCCUGGCGGAGAUCGGAAACCUGGCGGACGAGUGCUCGUCGGUCCUCCUGGGCGAGAUCUCCCUGCACAAGAGCGAGAACGAGGCCCUGAAGAAGAGGUGUUACUCCCUGGAGGUCCAGCUCAGGGCUGCCCGCGAGGCUCACUACUACCCGGCCCACGUUAACCUGAUCGGCCGGAGGAAUCCCGAAGGUCAAGAUGAUCGCAAAACCGACCAGCAGCAGCAGGUGGCGGCGCUGGCCAUCGACGGCGUCUUCGGGAAGGACUGGUGCAUGGACCUGUGGAGGGAAGACAAAAGAGCGUCCGCUCAAAGGAAAGAGGCAGCCGAGCCCGUUGCCAUGUCGAGCUUGGGAACGCAGGUUUUAGAUUUAAUCGACGCAGAACCCGAUCUCAUCUUCGUCAAGGAGGAAACGUACGACGAUCAUCCGCUCGGGCAGCAGAUGAGGCUAACGGGAAACAGGAAAGACGGUCGCGCAGAUGUCGGGCUGCUGGACGCCGAGCUCCAUCGCUCCGUCAACGAGCUCCAGCUGCACUCGGAUGAUCUGAACAGCUUCCCGUUGAUGGUGGACAGCCAAUCGCAGCGCACGCAGCCCAACAUCAUGGACAAGCUGAUUGAGGACGCCUCCAUGAGCACGCUGCUCGACGCCGCAGGUGUGCCUGCCGCCGCCGCCGCAACCGGGGACUACGUCAACUACGCCAGCGAUGUCCAUAGCGGCGUCGGCGCCAAAGAGCUCGCUAUCCUCCCCGCAAAACCCGCCAGACCGACCAAGCACUUCCAAUGUCUCUUCUGCGGCAAAGUCUUCAACUACCUUAGCAGCCUGAAGGUGCACGUGAGACGACACUCGGGCGAGAAGCCCUUCAGCUGCACGUUGUGCGGCAAACGCUUCGCCCAGAAGACGUACCUAAAGCUGCACCAGCGCGUGCACUCCGGGGAGAAGCCGUACAGCUGUCCCGACUGCGGGCGCAGUUUCUCCCAGAAAAGCUCGCUGAACAUUCACUUUCGGACGCACACGGGCGAGAAGCCCUACAGCUGCGUGGACUGCGGCAAAUGUUACGCAUACAAGUACGGCUUGAACCACCACCAGUGUUUCAACCACAUGAAGACCACCUGAAUGGGAAGCGGAUGCAUGCGGUCGUGCUUUAGCUUUACCAAAGGAGUAUUAGGGCGAGAGUAAUGUUGGAUCGAUGGCAAAAAAAAAAAAAGAUCCCUUUCUUUCCAGUGUGGCCCUAAUACUCCUUUUUACUAAAUGAAGCAGGAGGGACAACAUUUAAAGUGGAUAACAUUGCUGUCAGUUAUUUUUGAUUUCUUAUGUGCUUGAAUUCCUUUAACCGGCCUUUUUUUCAGCUACACUCUUAAUUGUGCUGUCAUCUGCUUGCUGUUGGAAUGCAUGCGAAAAAUCCACGUGGGACGUACUGUAGUCAUUUUCGAUGUCAGUUUUAUGGCACUUGGUGUGAAUACCUCAUUGAAACGCUGACGUCAUCCUCAACGCAUGCCGUCACACGUUUGCUGUGCAUUGUUUGAAAUACCUCCUCCGAGGCCGGAGUCAACGGUCUUGUCUCGUAAAAGCCCGAAUAAUAAGGUUGUGCCGACGUGUCGCGUAGGCCUUCAACUACCUCAUCACAAUAGUAAAUAGUGCACAAAGUGUGCCGUUUUCAUUUCAAUAACUUGUGACUAUAUGAUGUACAUUUUUUAAAAAGGAUUUUGAAAAUAUGAGUGCUUAUUUCCCCCACCUUGUAUUUAUAUUGUUGCUUCCUUGUGGGUGAAACGACGCAACUUGGCACACCGAUUUGCCGUCAUUGUUCAGCAAUCAGAAUGAAUUAGAUCCUAACAAUGUUGCUAAACAUGCUGAAAUAGCCCCCCCCCCCCCCAAAAAAAAAAAACAAGGGCACAAAGUAGACACAGGUGUAUCUCAAAAAAUGUGAAUAUUAUCAGCAUAAUAGUGGAAUUGCGCAACUCCUUUUUGAAUGUUUCAAGGAAAAAGGUCUGGUUGCCUCAAUCAACUUUCAGCAAGCAUGUUUUUUUUUUAAUUGAAAUUGUGACAGUGUUAUUAUUAUACUCUUAGUCUAACUAUCAUGGAAAAUGUCAUUUAUUUCAGUAGUGUAAUUCAAAGUGAAACUCAAAUUAUAUAGAUUCACGACACAAAGUGGAAUAUUUCAUAAUUCUUCAAAAUAAUUUUGAUGAUUAUAACUUACAGCUAAAAAAAAAUCAUCUUAAGAAAUUUUAUUAUAUCUAAUGAUUUUUAAUGCAGAAAUUCGGUAAGAACUGGCCUUCUGAAAAGUAUUUUGGGAUGUGUUUAAUGAAUCUGUACGAGUUUCACUUUUUGAAUUGAACUACUGAAUUAAAAUGUUGUACCGUAUGAUAAUUCAGAGGCUCUCAAACUUUUUACACCAGUUACCACUUAAAGAAUUACUUUGCUCUUCAAGUACCACCAUAAUGACCAACAUUAAUAUGCAUUAAGUAGUGUAAUAAGUCUACAUGUUCAUCAAAAAAAAAAUUAUUGCAAAAAGCAUUUUUUAUACAGUAAGCCACUGCACUGUCAUGCAAUUUUUACAUUAGCACUGCCCUUAAAUACAUCCAUCCAUUUUCUGUACUGCUUAUCCUAUUCCUCACUAAGGUUGCGGGUGAGCUGGAACCUACACAGUGAAAUAAAAAAAAUAAAAAAAUGCACUUAUUUACUUAAAAUGUUUUGCACUUACAGGUUAAAUAAAAAUUGUACCUUUUAUAAAUGUUUAAAACGUAAAAGCUAAAAACAACUGAACAGUACUUACAAGUACCACUAGCGCUUGUAAAGCAGUGAGAAUCAGUGUUCUAAUUUAUUGAGAUGCACCUGCAAAGACAAAACCAAGGUUGCAGAGGAAGCUUUUGUCGAAUAAACAUGUUCAAAUAAAUUCAACAUACUAUGAAAGUAGACAAAUGACUUGUUACAAAGAAACUUUGUUACCUUGAAAAAUCCCCCAGUAAAAAAAAAAAAAAAAAACCUGUUGUGCUUGUUGUUUGCCAAACGAAAUAGCAGACUUGCGUCGUGCUUGCAUGCCCUAGCAAAGCCCUCCCCUCGAGGCUACCCCAUAUUAAAAUAUGUGCAAAUGUUCACCGGGGUGUAAUGAAAAGUGCAUUCUUUAUUUCAGAACAAAGCACACUCGGACUGUAUUUUUGAGCAAUGUUUUAUUUAAUAAACCUCUU